GACUGUGGACGGCUCUCUGCUCUCAGGCAGUGCCAGCUUCAUAGAGAGCCUGAGUGAAGUGGUUACAAAGAAACUGAGAAUGCUAGCUGAAAUGGCCAAUGCACGGCAAGAAGUAGGUAAGAUGUCUCUCAAUUUGUCAUUCGAAAGGCUUCGUAAACCGAAACACAGUACAACCAGACAGUUGGAAGAUUAUCACUAGCUCAAGAAAAGCGAAAUGAACUUGGGGGCAGAAUUGAAAUAGCCGAAAUGAAAGUGAAAACAAUAGAACAGCAGUUAAAUGAAAGUCGAGAGGAUCUACAAAUGUUGAUGCAAAUUGAAGAACUGUGUACUGAAGAGCCCUGUGUGGAUGUUUGCAUGUCUGGAGAAGUGUGCCGGAACUGUUUAAUGCAUAUAUUUGUUAACAAAACCAGCAAAUGUCCAAUCACAGUCAAAGAAGUGAGGAUGUUUCGUGUACCACCAUUCCAUGAGACAAGGACCACAUGGAGGUUUGUCCUCGAGUGCAGGUUGGAAGACAACAGAAUUUGCGUCGAAGAAGAUUGUCCAGUGGGUGUUAAAAAGCAGUGCAAUGGUAAAUGUGUCCCGGUGUAUGAGUCACGUGUUCCAGUCUUCCACUGGGAAAGGGUGGAAGUGGACGUACCAUCUUUUGAAACUUGCACUGUCCAAGUUUACAAUUCUUCGGUUCCCAGUACAUGUUGUGAGAAUGUGACAUGUGCUGCGAGGGUACCAGAUCCCUCGUGUGUUAGAAGUAAUGCAGACUGUAGAGCAAUGCGCCAGAGGGAAGCACAGGGUAUCGGGGACAUGGCUAGGGAAAUGUUUCAACAGUUGGUGGAAGCUCGGAAGAAUCUCUCACUAGCACAAACUGCCCAAAAGAGAGCUACAGUUGAGAGUGAACUAUAUGAACAGAGAAGCGGUCAACUAAACAUGACUUUAGAGAGACUUCGAGAAGCACACAAAAAAUCAAGGACAGUGUAUGACAAAACAUUGGAAGAUGUUGAGCCACUGCUGGGUAUAUAUCAGACGGGUAAUGAAAGUGGGUAUGAAAAUGUCUUCAGCAUCAUAAAUGCCACAUUUAGCGAAAAACUUACCAACAGUCCCAUAUCAUUAGCCUUCAAUGUGAUAUUCCAGAACCUAAUAAGUAACAGUGGAGAAGAGAAUCGAGGAUCAUACGUUUACAUUUCAAGACAAUCAAAAGCAGUCAACCUUGAAAGAAUGGCCGACGAAAUAAUAGACACAGCAUUCAUUGGUGACUCCAAGCGAAGUACGUGGCCACAGACACGGCUGCGGAGACAGACAGCAGCAGAAGAUCUCACUCCGAGACAGAUCUUUUGCCUCUCGCUGCACUCACAUCUCGAACACACAACUCUUCUUUGCCGAGAUCCAGGCCAGACUAACAGAGAUCCAGGAGAACAUUAACACCUCUCGUGAAGGAGCCGGUGGGCUCUCGGAGAGUCUGAGUGAGGACGGACCACAGGAGGACGAGGAGUUUGCGGCCUACCUGGACCUCAUCAGGGACUACGAAGACCUGUCGAUGGAGGCUCUGCGGGCACUGGAGAGCACCAUCUUCUCAGAGUGGCAGGCCAGCAUGGAGUUCCUGUACUCAGAGUCGGGCUCAGUUGGGGAGGUGGGCUGCGAUGGACUGGCCGACUGCCUCCAGACCUCCACUGACCAACUGCUGAACCUCAUAGACUUGACUCCAGACAGUCAACUGAGCCUAGAGUUCAUCUCUCUGAGACCGAGCUUUCCACUAGCUGCCAAGAGGUUGCUGGAGUUGGCUCUUCUCUCCAACGUUUCCAUCCAGGAAGGUCUGGCUAGGGUGGACCCUAUCAUUGAGAUCACAACGGCCUAUGCAACAGACAAUUACUGGUGUAACGAACCUCCAGUUAUGAUAACAGAGCCACUGCCCGAGAUGAACAUCUCUCUGGGGGCCACCCUGCGAUUAUCAUGUGAGGCGGAGUCAAACCUACCUCUGACGUACUACUGGAUGAGGGAUGGUAAUGUACUGCCACAGUUUACCACAAACAAGUUGGUCCUUGCUGCCGUUCAGCGACAGGACUCGGCCAACUACACCUGUGUGGCCAGCAACCCAGUGGGCACUGCCGAGUCUAUCGACACCAGUGUCACAGUCUAUGAGCUCCCACAGUUCUAUCUCUCCCCAGAGUCUGUCGUCACCUACUUUGGUGACGGGAAUGGGGCCUGGUUUGCCUGCAAUGCAUCGGCCUGGCCCUACCCUGGCUGGAGGUGGUACCAUCGCAGCUCUCCUGAGUCAGACUGGAUACUCAUCGAAGGAGAACUAACCAACGAACUACUUGUUUUGGAUCCCCAAGUAGAGGACGAGGGUAUGUAUGCUUGCGAGGCAUUCAACUAUCACGGCAGUGUUCGCUCCGAGCCAGUGACCCUGACACUUCUCCCGUUCACUGUGUCCCAGCAUCAGUUCCCUCUGGAGUUCUCCGUAUUCAUUUCCAAUGGAACCUGCACAGCAGAAGACUUGUAUGACUCCCUCUACUCCCUAAUAUCUGAGACUAUCGAUGGAGAAACGUCUACCAUUGAUGAUUUCAAUGUGACAGAAGUGGAUUCGGAGAACUAUGACGUAUCCCUGAGUCUUGUGAGCCAAAACAUCACCACACCCUACCUUCACCUCUCGACGUUUGCCGAGAUUGCAAACUCUGCACUUCCUCAUGCAAGGAGCCUUCGGAAGAGCGUACAACUGAUGACUGAUCUUAUAAAUGGAGACACUGUGGGCCUCAUCUGUCCGGGGACAGGAUCUUCAGUUGUGGAAGACUCUCUGGUAGUGGGUAAGUUGAGGUACGUAUGUCCACCAGGACAGAGACUCAACUCCGACUACCUCCUCUGCUUGAGCUGCGAGCGAGGACACUUCUCCUCUGAGACCGAGAGUUCACGGAUUGUAAAUGGAGUCAGUUUCAGUGAGAGUGUUCCAGUGUGUGAGAGAUGUCCACUCGACACUUAUGCCGAUGCUCUCGGGAGCAUCACAUGCAGCCAGUGUCCGAAGUACCACACUACCUCAUUACCUGGAACCUCCUCAGUCAAUGACUGUCUGCCUCAGCCACUUGUGCUGGAGUGUGAGGCUAGGACCACCAGUGACCACAUUGACAUUGACUGCAAGACCAACAGACCUCCUCGGACAACUCUCUGCUCCUUCAAUGGCGGACUCAAACACCAGUGUUCCUACCCAGUGGCCAUCAAUAGAGAUGUGUCUCCUCUGGGGAGCCACACACUCACCAUCUUUGUUGAAGAUGACGAGGGAUUCCAGGCAGAGGAAACCGUCCCUUACUUCCUCGAGGAAGACUCCAAGCCCACUGCCUCAGCUGCAGUUCCUCCACUGGAGGUGGCAUUCAUCAAGGACUCUCCUCUUGUCCAGGGAGACUCUGUAGAGGCCCACAUCCUUCUCUCACGACCUGUCCAGUCUCUGGUCUGCAGACUCAAGGGAGGAUCCUUCAGAACUGAGAAAAACUGCUCCGGUGGUUAUGUGGAGUUCUCUGGACUGAGUCCUGCUGUCUACACUCUGAGAGUAGUGGCCACCAACCGCAGACCUGACAAGGAGUUUAUCAGGUCUCGUUUCGAGAUCACAGACGACACGGAGCGUUGUACUCUCCACCUCAUCAAUGGUGGAGUGAGUGUGAGUGGAGACAGUGCCACAGUAGAGUUCACUGGGAGGGGACCUGCCCACGGCUACCUCUGUUACCUGGACAAGAUGGACCCCUACCAGUGCUCCAGUCCAGUGGUGGUGAGUGGGUUGAGUUCUGGGAGACAUGUCCUGAAGGUGGUACCCACUGGCUGUGGCAGGAACAGAAUGAACCUGAAAACUCACUUCAUCAUUGAGUGAUUGCUGAGAGAUGACUGUUAAGAAAAAAGAAACGAUCAUACAUAUUGCGUAGUUAUAGCUAUGUACAAUGUUAGGUUGUUAGUGCUUAUUUUGAACAGCAUGUUGAUAGCUAUAUUAUAAUUAUGUCUGUCUGCCUCUGUCUUGUUGGAUAGCUAAAGUGUCUUAACUACGGAAGCUACAUGAAAGAGUUCACAAUGGAAGUUGGAAGUUGUUUACCCAUCUCGGCUUCCAUACUUAACUCUUGCUCUUCACACACG
Geodia barretti is the source of this 4098-nucleotide messenger RNA. NCBI's taxonomy places the organism in Eukaryota, Metazoa, Porifera, Demospongiae, Tetractinellida, Geodiidae. The record is from the annotation of a GenBank genome assembly.